This is a messenger RNA of Maylandia zebra (zebra mbuna), 1397 nucleotides long. RefSeq lists its product as uncharacterized. The record is from RefSeq and is a predicted model, not a curated record. NCBI's taxonomy places the organism in Eukaryota, Metazoa, Chordata, Actinopteri, Cichliformes, Cichlidae. Gene Ontology annotation, molecular function: ubiquitin protein ligase activity. Gene Ontology annotation, biological process: protein ubiquitination.
GGUUGGAGAGCUUCCCUUCCACCCAGCGUGUGCCUCUAGUAUCAAAUGCAGACCUCCAGUCAAGGACCUUCAAGCCUGUAGUUGUGUUCAUUAUCAGGAGCCCCCCCCCCUCAUCCUUCUUCUUCUUUGGUGCAGAUUUCCAGCUGUACUGGAGCAGUUAAUCAUCAUCAUCAGUGACGAUGAGGAGGUCGCAGCAGGUGGAGGAAGACGAGGCGCUGGCCCGACGCCUGCAGCUAGAAGCCGACUCAGAAUUUGCUGGGGUGGAGCAGAUCUCCAUCACUGAGGAGCAGCAGGCUGCGGUUCGUUUACAGCAGAUGGAGGAAGAUAAGCUGCUGGCCCGCCGGCUGCAGGCAGAGGACGACUCGGACAUCGCUGUGGUGGAGCAGAUCUCCAUCAGCGAGGAGGAGGAGGCUGCAGCUCGUUCGCAGCAGCUGAGGGAAGACGAGGCGCUGGCCCGACGGCUGCAGGUGGAGGACGACUCGGACAUGGCUGCGGUGGAGCAGCUCGCCAUCAGCGAGGAGGACGCCAUUUGUUUCCAGCAGGCGGAGGAUGACGAGGAGCUGCAGGUGGAGGCCGGCUCAGACAUCGCUGUGGAGGAGCAGAUCUCCAGCAGCGAGGAGGAGGAAGAGGAAGAGGAUGCGGUUCCUUCACAGCAGGUGGAGGAAGACGAGGCUCUGGCCCGAAGGCUGCAGGCGGAGGACGACUCGGUGCUCGCCGCGGUGGUGGAGCAGCUCGCCGUCAGCGACGAAGAGGAGGGAGCCACUGGUUUACAGCAGGUGGAGGAUCACGAGGCGCUGCACCAACACCUGCAGGCUCGGCUGGACCGAGUGGAGCACAACAGACACCGUCACCACCUCCAUUAUCACCACCUCCACCAGCGUCUUCUUCAUCGCCUCCACAGGGGUCGUCCCACAGAGCGCCGCUGGAUGAUUCAGGUGGCUCCCGGAGAAGUUCUGAUUGGUCACGGCAGGAGUAGGGACGCCACAUCUGAUGACGCUGAAGGAAACGACUACGAGUCUCUGCUGGAGCUCGAGGAGCGUCAGGGCGCCGUGAGGACCAAUCAGCUGAGCGCGACGGACAUCCAGAGGUUUCCCACCAAGGUGUUCCAGGGAUGCGGCGGCAGCGGCGGGAACACGCAGUGUCAGAUCUGUGUCUGCGACUACAGCGACGGCGAGAAGCUGAGGAUUCUGCCGUGUUUCCAUGACUACCACGUUCACUGUAUCGACCAGUGGCUGAAGGAUAACCCCACCUGUCCCAUCUGCAGAGUCAACCUGGCCGACAAAGACACCAUCGCCCCCCCGACCUCUGACCUCUGACCUUGCUUCUACUGUUUCCUAUGGGAACAGACAGACAGGAAGGAAGGAAGGAAGGAAGGAAGGAAGGAAGGAAGGAAGGAA